This is a messenger RNA of Nyctereutes procyonoides (raccoon dog), 6678 nucleotides long. RefSeq names its product leucine rich repeat containing G protein-coupled receptor 6 (gene LGR6). The transcript is spliced from 18 exons. Gene Ontology annotation, biological process: G protein-coupled receptor signaling pathway. The coding region runs from base 459 to 3356 and encodes 965 amino acids. Gene Ontology annotation, cellular component: membrane. The record is from RefSeq and is a predicted model, not a curated record. Gene Ontology annotation, molecular function: protein binding; protein-hormone receptor activity. NCBI's taxonomy places the organism in Eukaryota, Metazoa, Chordata, Mammalia, Carnivora, Canidae.
GCUGGGGGGGUGCCCUGCAGGUCCCGUGGGACUGGGGGCUGACCCCACGGGCGGCAGGGUCCCGGGCGCGCCUGGGCCCCGGGCACCACCUGGUUUCCCGACAGGAGCAAGUGCAGGUCCCUGCGCGCUGCCUCCGCGGCUCUUAGUGUUUCUGGGCCUUUUUUUUUUUUCUUUCCUGGAUGAAAUUCCUGCCAGCUCGGAAGGAAGGAGGGAAGGGGAGCGAGCCACAGCGCAGAAAGUUUCCUUGACUCCUCCUCCCCUGUCUCCCUCCCCUGCCAGGCCCGGCCGUGCGGCUCUUGGUGCGGCUCUCAGCGAAGAUCACUCAACAAUGCCUGCCCCUCGCUGACGGCCCGGCCCACCCGCCGCCCGCCGCAGGUGCCCGCCGCCAGGUGCCCUCCACCAGGUGCCCGCCGCCAGGUGCCCGCCGCAGGUGCCCGCCGCAGGUGCUCGCCGCCGCGAUGCGCAGCCCGGCCGGCCUCGGGGCGCUGUGGCUGUGCGCCGCGCUGUGCGCCUCCCCCCCGGCGGGCGCCCCCCAGCCCCGCGCCGUGCCCGCCUGCCCUGCGCCCUGCCACUGCCAGGAGGACGGCAUCAUGCUGUCGGCCGACUGCUCGGAGCGUGGGCUGUCCGCCGUGCCCCGGGACCUGGACCCCCUGACGGCUUACCUGGACCUGAGCAUGAACAACCUCACGGAGCUGCAGCCCGGCCUCUUCCACCACCUGCGCUUCCUGGAGGAGCUGCGCCUGUCGGGGAACCAUCUCUCGCACAUCCCGGGACACGCGUUCUCUGGCCUCUACAGCCUGAAAAUCCUGAUGCUGCAGAACAACCAGCUGGGAGGAGUCCCCGCGGACGCGCUGUGGGAGCUGCCGAGCCUGCAGUCUCUGCGCCUAGAUGCCAACCUCAUCUCCCUGGUCCCGGAGAGGAGCUUUGAGGGGCUGUCUUCCCUCCGCCACCUGUGGCUGGACGACAAUGCACUCACCGAGAUCCCUGUCAGGGCCCUCAACAACCUCCCUGCCCUGCAAGCCAUGACCCUGGCCCUCAACCGCAUCAGCCACAUCCCUGACUACGCCUUCCAGAACCUCACCAGCCUUGUGGUGCUGCAUCUUCAUAACAACCGCAUCCAGCAUCUGGGGACCCACAGCUUCGAGGGGCUGCACAAUCUGGAGACGCUGGACCUGAAUUAUAACGAGCUGCAGGAGUUCCCCGUCGCCAUCCGGACCCUGGGCAGACUGCAGGAACUGGGCUUCCACAACAACAACAUCAAGGCCAUCCCAGAGAAGGCCUUCAUGGGGAACCCUCUGCUGCAGACAAUACACUUUUACGAUAACCCGAUCCAGUGCGUGGGGAGGUCAGCGUUCCAGGACCUGCCUAAACUGCACACCCUGUCCCUGAACGGCGCCACCAACAUCCAGGAGUUCCCCGACCUCAAAGGCACCACCAGCCUGGAGAUCCUGACCCUGACCCGUGCAGGCAUCCGGCUGCUCCCGCCCGGGAUGUGCCAGCAGCUGCCGCGGCUCCGCGUCCUGGAACUGUCCCACAAUCAGAUCGAGGAGCUGCCCAGCCUGCACAGGUGCCAGAAGCUGGAGGAAAUCGGCCUGCAGCACAACCGCAUCGGGGCGAUCGGAGCCGACACCUUCAGCCAGCUGAGCUCCCUGCGAGCCCUGGACCUGAGCUGGAACGCCAUCCGCUCCAUCCACCCCGAGGCCUUCGUGACCCUGCGCUCCCUCGUCAAGCUGGACCUGACCGACAACCAGCUGAGCACCCUGCCGCUGGCCGGACUCGGGGGCCUGAUGCACCUGAAGCUCCGAGGGAACCUGGCCCUGUCCCAGGCCUUCUCCAAGGACAGCUUCCCAAAGCUGAGGAUCCUGGAGGUGCCCUACGCCUACCAGUGCUGCGCCUACGGCGUCUGUGGCGGCUUCUUCAAGUCCUCGGGGCAGUGGGGGGCUGAGGACCUCCACCCUGCUGAGGACGAAGCCCCGAAGAGGCCCCCAGGCCUGCUGGCCGGCCAGGCUGAGAACCACUAUGACCUGGAUCUGGACGAGCUGCAGCUGGACACGGAGGACACCCGGCCGCGCCCCAGCGUGCAGUGCAGCCCUGCUCCAGGCCCCUUCAAGCCGUGCGAGCACCUCUUCGAGAGCUGGGGCGUCCGGCUGGCCGUGUGGGCCAUCGUGCUGCUGUCCGUGCUGUGCAACGGGCUGCUGCUGCUGAGCGUGUUCGCGGGCGGCCCGGGCCCCCUGCCCCCGGUCAAGUUUGUCGUCGGGGCGAUCGCCGGAGCCAACGCCGUGAGCGGCCUCUCCUGCGGCCUCCUGGCCUGCGUCGACGCCCUGACCUUCGGCCAGUUCGCCCAGUACGGAGCGCGCUGGGAGACGGGGCUGGGCUGCCGGGCCACGGGCUUCCUGGCGGUGCUGGGGUCCGAGGCCUCGGUGCUGCUGCUCACCCUGGCCGCCGUGCAGUGCAGCGUGGCCGUGUCGUGCGUCCGGGCCUACGGGAAGGCGCCCGCCCUGAGCAGCGUCCGUGCGGGGGCCCUGGGCUGCCUGCUGCUGGCCGGGCUGGCGGCCGCCCUGCCCCUCGCGUCCGUGGGCGAGUACGGGGCGUCCCCGCUGUGCCUGCCCUACGCGCCCCCCGAGGGCCGGCCGGCCGCCCUGGGCUUCGCCGUGGCGCUGGUGAUGAUGAACUGCCUGUGCUUCCUGCUGGUGGCUGCUGCCUACAUCAAGCUCUACUGCGACCUGCCGCGGGCCGACCUGGAGGCCGUGUGGGACUGCGCCAUGGUGCGCCACGUGGCCUGGCUCAUCUUUGCCGACGGGCUCCUCUACUGCCCUGUGGCCUUCCUCAGCUUCGCCUCCAUGCUGGGCCUCUUCCCCGUCACCCCCGAGGCCGUCAAGUCCGUGCUCCUGGUGGUCCUGCCCCUGCCUGCCUGCCUCAACCCCCUGCUGUACCUGCUGUUCAACCCCCACUUCCGGGACGACCUGCGGCGGCUCUGGCCCUGCGCGGGGACCCCGGGGCCCCUUGCCUAUGCUGCCGCCAGCGAGCUGGAGAAGAGCUCCUGCGACUCCACCCAGGCCCUGGUGGCCUUCUCUGAUGUGGAUCUCAUUCUGGACGCUUCCGAGGCUGGGCGCCCCCCCGGCCUGGAGCCCUACGGCUUCCCGUCAGUGACCCUCCUCUCCGGUCAGCAGCCGGGGGGCCCCCGGUCGGAGGGCAGCCACUUUGCGGAGCCCGAGGGAGCCCACUUUGGGAGCCCACCAGCCGCCGUGGAGGGAGAACUGCGGCUCUGGGCCGAGGGAGCCGCGCCCGCGGGUGGGGGCUCGUCAGCGGGCAGGGCCUUGCAGCCCGCGGGCCCAGCCUUUGCCUCACACUUAUAGAUGUCCGUCCUGGCUCCUCGCCCCUCUCCCCUCUCCCGUCCUCCCGGCCGUGAGUGACGGCUGCUUGUGUGAUAAACUCACCGGACGUGUGAUCCGCAGCGGGACGGCCCAGCGCCCGAGCCGCGGCUGCAGCGGUCUCCUCUGUGCGUGGCCGCGGCCGGCGUGUGCCUCCUGGCCUGGCUUCCCGUGGCCUCCCCUGGCCGCCGUCCCUGCCCUGCCCGAGGCCGUGGGCCGGAGAUCUCAAAUCUGUCUUCUUGAGGGAAACGAGGAAAGCACAAAACAGUGUAGGGGGGUGGUGGUGCCGAGCGGGUCAGGCGUCGGGGGGCAACGGGCAGGGGCACCCCUCGGAGAGAGACCUGUAGGUGACCUGCCGGGGCACUUGGGCAUCUGCCCUUUGACUCGCGGACAGACCGCGCUCGGCGUCCUGUUAAUCUCGAGCCGGGCCGCGCAACAGGACGUGGCCGAGUCAGCCGGGAAGCUCCGACGCGUUCCGUCCCCCUCUUAGCCGUUCGCGGGGCACGUUAGCAGAGCAGAGCCCGCGGGGAGUCCGGCAGCCGCGCAGGCCGUCGAACGUUGUUUAAUCCACCGCCCCGGAUUAUUUGACAGCAGCUUUCGGUUUGUCUGGUUGGUUUUCAUGGGGCAUCUGCCGGGGCCUCCCAGAGUCAACGGCGCUCUGUCGGGGCGCCCUCGCGGCCCUGGUCGGGCCACCGCCUGCUGCUACGGGGACAUCUCAAGCUGCCGCCCUUCCUGGAAACCCUGAUGCGGGCGGUUCCACCGGGGACUUGAGGAUCCCGUCCGGGACUUGAGGAUCCCGUCCACCGGAGGAGACUGCACGCCCUACCCUCCGGGUCCUCCGGGUCUCCCCGGGAAGGGAGGUCUCCUGCCCUCGCUGGAGAGGGCGUCCCUGGGCCCGGCGGGGGACGCACCGGGAAGCCCAUGGCAGCCGGGCUUCCUGGCUCCACCGCGUGCCCGUCGCUCGCUCCCGCCACGGCCUGGCCCCUGCUCUGCACCCCGGGCCCGCCGCCUCGUGGGGCAGUGGCACAGGAGCCUCGGCCAGCAGCCUCGGGGUAUCUGCGUUGCACGUACUGCUUUGUAGGAAGUGUCACAGGGCCACGGGCGCCCGGGCGCCCCGGAGAAGCACGACCUCCUGCCCUACGGUUUACAAGUGCCUCCAGGUGGCCCGGUGCUCGCACCCCAGACACUCACGCCCUCCGUGCCAGGGCGAGGGGGGACAGCCGGGACAUUCUCAAAGACACGAGAAGGGAACCCAAGGCUCAGGAAAGGGGCCCAGCCAUUAAGACAACUGAGAAGGUCCUUGCGUCUGCCCUGAGCAUCUUCCCCCCCACCCCUGCCCCCCCCCCCCAGUCCCUGCUCUCUCAGGGCCCAGGGGAAAUCCUGACACGAGUCCAAGGGCCGCCUGCUGCUUCGGCGGAGGCAGAGGGUGGGUGGCGCUUGCCCAUUUCUCUGUCUGACCGCGGAGCCGCCCGGACGCUUCCCGCUCCGAGGCAAAGGUGCUGAGCUUGACCUCAGGGUCCUGGCCCAGGGACUGUGCACCCGCUGGAUGCGGGGAGCUCCCUGUUUCAUGGAAGACGAGGCUGCUCUGCUUUGGGAACCGGGAGCCGGUGACUGUCAUGAGGAAAGUUCUCCGAGGUGCCCUAGGGAUGACAGCGUUGGUGUGAUUUGGGGGAUCGCAGGUCACCCAGGCUCCUCCGCACGGCCUCCCGCCGCCCCAUGGGAUCAUUUCCCCCCGGAGUCGGAGCCAGUGUUGCGUGGGAUGUGGAGCGAGGUUCAGGAGUCGUGGGAACAGCCCCCCGCAGGUGGCCUCUGGUGUGCAAAGGGCGCCGGUCUGUUGGCUGCAAGCUCUGGGGUGGCACCACCGUCCCCAUCAUUUACUUCUAAAGAUCCAGGCGUUUGCCAAGCCUGCCCCUCGCGGGGCGGAGCGGGGGCGUGGGGGCACUGGCGGCGUUUGCCGUGACCUGGUUUCAUGAUUCGGGAAGCCUCGUCCAUGUGGCACAUUCACCCGAAAGCAGGUGGCGAAGUAGUUUCCGUGUUCCUAGGGACACACGGCUUCCUAGCGAGGCCGUGUGUCCCUCUUCGGUCAUCCCCGGUCAUCCCUAGAGGACGUGCAGGUUUUUUCAUGUGCCUUUGACGACACACAAAGUCAGACGCCAAAUAAUCCAGCGCACGUGAAACCUUCCAGAACGGUGUCCGCGGGUGGAGUCCACGCGAAGGGCCGUGGCGGUGGCGAUGCUGGAACCGCUGUGCCCUGCCCGCCAGGGUGUCCUCGCAGACCGACGUGCAGAGGAGAACCUUCUGGACCGGGCCGCGCCCUUGACAGCACCUCUGAGCACAUCAGGAGCAAAACUUAAUCCAGGGUUGAGACUUGAAGACCAUGGACUAACCGUCCCCUGGCCUCCCUCUCCCCGUUUCCUGCUCCCCAACCCCCUUCCGACGCUCCUUUUCCGGGAAGACUGCGAGGUCUAAGGACGGCGGGAGGCGGAGGAGGGAGAGUUGCGGGCGGCAGGGGCCUGAGUACUGAGGGUGGCGGGAGCCGCUAGGGCCCGUGGUCCCCCCUGCACCACCUCCUCCAGGGCCUCUGCCCCGGAGCGAGCUGCCCGCCCGCCCUGCGGCCCCGUCCCUCGGGCCGGCCCAGGCCGUCCGCAGCUGUGUGAAGAGUGAGACGCGUCCAGAUGUAAAUGUUUGGAGUCUUCUGUAUAAUAAAGCGCCAGCGACGUAUCACGUGCGUCCCUCAGCUCUUUUCCGCGGCCACCCGGGAGCUCUGCGGGGCGCCCGGGACGGCGGCGGGGCCGGGGUCAGUGAGCCCCGAGCGCACCGGCAGUGGACUGUCUCCGUGGGCCGCCCGCGCCUGCCACCGUCGGCGGGGCUCCUCACCCCCGUGAUGCAGGAGGCUCCCUCGGAGUCUGGUGUGUGAGUACGUGGUACAGUCGCACGGUUCCAACAAAGUGUAUCUGCUCCACAGUCCCCGCCGGCCGCUUCAGCCCUCACUGGUCACCAGUUAGACGUUUCUUACGCGUCCGCCCAGAGUUGCUUCCUGCACACGCCGGUGCGUGUGUCCUCGCUCCGCUCCGGCCGGGUCGCCAGCCACAUGCCCCCCCGCCGUGGAAAUGUGGUUUGCUUGAUCUUUUGCUUCUACAAACACUGCGACAAGUAACGGGGGAGGCACGUCAUUUACACACGUGCGUCUGUAAGACGCAUUACCAGACGUGCCACCGCUGGGUCGAAAGAGAGUUCUAGAUCGUGUUCCUUAAGUAGUGGAGCCAGACGUGUGGGCGCCGCGGUGCGCUGGGUGGGCGCACUGGGA